AUUGUUCAUCAUUUUCAGAAAACGAAAAAUAUGUUACGUAAGAGAAAUGGCAGUACUCCAGCCAGGCUGACGAGAGGACUUUCUCAGAAGGCGUUGGAUAUUACAGAUAGCGCUCUGUCUCCGAUAAAAUCGCCGACUAGGACUUUCCUCCUGGAAACGCCAGUUCAGUUCACCACGGGCAUGCAAUCUCAGGAGAGGCAUCUCUUUCUCUUCACCGAUCUUCUGCUGAUCGCGAAAGCUCGUAGCAGCGGUAACUUUAAGCUGAAGCAAAUCGUGAAAAUGAGCGAGCUCUGGCUCACGGCCGGUCACAUAGAAGACGUGGCAGAAACCAGCAAGUCCGUGGAGACCAGCUUCGUCAUCGGCUGGCCCACUACGAACGUUGUGGCCACUUUCAUGACCGCUGCGGCACGAGAUCUCUGGUGGGGACGUUUGAACGAUCUCGUGCAAGAGGAAAGAAGUAAGGAGCCGUCGAAGACGAACAUUCAAGUUAUGUACCACGACAACGACACGCACACCGACUACUUCAAGACGAUCACGGUUCACUCCGACAAGACGGCGCAGGACUGCGUGAGCAAGGCGAUGUCGUUGUGGGAUCUUCAAGCUUCUUCAGGACCCUUCCAGCUCUGGGCCCGAACGUUCCCAGACGAGCCGCCGUAUCCGUUGAUAGGACACGAGCGACCAUUCGCCGUGAAGAUGUCGCGUCUACGGCACAUGCUGUCGACAGACGAGGGCUUCGAUCUGGUGCACAUCAACAACAGCGGCGUCGACCUCUGCCACUUCAUCCUCAGGCCCGUGAUGAAAACGCCCGCGAAAAAGAACAAUCGGUCGAAAAUAACUGGUCUGUUGCGUCGCUCGCUAUCGUUGAAUCCGCAUCUCUUCGGCGUGCCUCUGGCGCGGCUGGACGAGAACGGCCUGCCUAAACCCGUACUCGUGAUGCUGCAACAAUUAUUCGCGAAGGGCCCGUUCAUGCAGGGAAUAUUCCGCAAGUCUGCGAAUGUUCGAAUCGUUCGAGAGCUGCGUGAACAGAUCGAGUCGACGGGAGAUCCUAGUUGUUUGGAGGAUGCGCCGAUCAUAGCAGUAGCGGCUUUGCUGAAGGAUUUCUUGAGGUCUUUGCCGGAUCCUCUCUUGACCUCCCAUCUGUUUCCUUUGUGGAUGGACAGUUUGGACGCGCCGAGUCCUGUUCAAACUAUUAAAAGCAUUUUACAUAGACUGCCAAAGGCGAAUUUCACGUUACUCUCGCAUUUAAUUUGCGUGCUGCACCAUGUGGCGAAGCGGUCGAAACGUAAUCUCAUGUGCGCCAGCAAUCUUGGCGUUUGCUGCGGUCCGAGUUUACUUUGGUCGUCGAACCCGACGGUGAAUCAGAGUAGAGCGAUCCCGACAAUCACGGAAAUGUUGAUCCGCAACUGCGAAGAUUUGUUUGGGGCUGAUGUUACGCAUCUUCUCGGAGAAGAUACGCGUAGCGACAGCGGAGCCGAGGAGAGCACCGAUAGUCUUCACUCAGGUGGAAUAUCGUUGGAUAGUCUGGACCUGACGGAGGCACCGCGUAGAGAUCCCAUGUCCCUGUCAAGGGACUCAGGCUUGACCUUGUCAGAUUGCCAAUUAUUCAUCCCGGAAUCGCCCGUAGGCUCGGAAGACUCUGCUCCGAAUGCCCCGACGUCUACUAAUUACGAUAAGUCUUUUACGAAGGAGGAGAAGUCUAAUGAUAAAACCUACAUACCAGUUUAUAGAUGCGGAUGGGAGGAAAGGCUGAAUGGUUACACGUCCGGCAAUCAUACAAACAGCACGGAGCACAACUUCAGAGAGGAAAAGGCCAACGAGUGUUACCCCAAUCCGGCUCAGUCGUCCAAUUUCCAACGGCAAGAUUGGCUACGGGCGCAACUCAAAAGAACACCUAGAACAAACAAAUUGGACGAGCAUGAGCACAGAAAGGAGAGAUUUGGCGACAAGGACAUAUAUGAUAGAGAGUACCUUAGACAGGAUACGAUGAAAGAAAAUGUGGAGAACUGCAAGGCUUAUCGGAGCAGACAGUUGAACGGCAGCUAUGAUAUACUAUCGGAGGAUUAUAAUAGCAAGAGCUUGCAGCAAGAUAUCCGGAGUGCCGAACGAGUGUCAAUUCACGAUUCAGAGCAAGAUCUAACGGGUGGUGGUGAUACAUCUCGUUCUGGCAGCGACUGCUAUGAGUUCAAGAAGGUCAAGUCUUCCGAGGUCCAGUACGUGAGUCUGGAAUCACCGAUGUCGGAGAAAGAGCGCUGUCGCCAAGCCCGCGACCGUGAAUUAUACGAUGAUUUCGUUAGAGUAAAGGCUUCCAUAUACAUGGAGGCGUUGAAGUAUUGCAAGAGUAAGGAAUCGAAUGGCGAAUCCGAUGGUAAAGUUACAUACUGCCAGGACAGGAGUCGAUCAACCGAGAUCUAUGGAACCGCGGAUGCGAACGAUUCCUAUAAAAGCGUAGUCGACCUUAGUGAGGAUGAGCAGGAGAAAAGAACUACAUCUUGGCCAGAUACACCACCGCCGUUACCACCGAGGCUUAGACACCUGCCGCCGGUGCACAUGAAUCUCGAAGACAGGCAUAAAGUGGCGGGCAGAUCUAGAUCUUUACCACCGCCACCGCCCUAUCGACCUCCACCGCAACCUCGCGCUCCCAUCACCACGAGGCAUCUAGGAUUCGGCAGAUCCGUUGUGGAUGAUGAGAGCUACGUCUGAGAACAAACGGCGGAUUCACACUGGCUUUUAAUCAUCGAAUAUGCCCCUUUCCCUCCAUCCCGUUAUCCCGGUGUGUAUUAGGGCUGUUACUUUUGAUAACUUCGAAGAUUCGAAGCUUCCAAGUUCGAAUUUAACUUCGAAGCUUCGAAGCUUCGAAAAAUUUAUU
Molecule: messenger RNA, 2866 nt
Organism: Vollenhovia emeryi
Lineage: Eukaryota; Metazoa; Arthropoda; Insecta; Hymenoptera; Formicidae
Product: rho GTPase-activating protein 20-like
Exons: 6
Coding region: 31-2700 (889 amino acids)
Biological process (GO): signal transduction
Molecular function (GO): GTPase activator activity
Source: RefSeq, a predicted model, not a curated record